AGCUCUCCUCCUCCUUCAACCACUCUCACCACGGUCUUCUCCAGCGAGGAAGAUUGGUCUCUCUCUCCUCCUCCAACCACUAAUCCAUUGUUUUCUCCGAUGAGGAAGAUUAGUCUGAGGAAGACCAUUCCGACGAGGAAGAUUAGUAUGAGGAAGACCAUUCCGACGAGGAAGACAAGUCCGACUGAGUAG
Messenger RNA from Ilex paraguariensis (yerba mate), 192 nucleotides. The record is from the annotation of a GenBank genome assembly. NCBI's taxonomy places the organism in Eukaryota, Viridiplantae, Streptophyta, Magnoliopsida, Aquifoliales, Aquifoliaceae.